AUGCCUGGUGCAUACAAAGGAGAAUGUGGGGAUGAUGUUGAUCCCAUGCCCUUUUUGGCUCCCACUGAGAAGGAGAAGCUUGAAGCCGUCAGUAAACCAUACGACAUCAAGAAGUCAUGUUGGGUGAAGGAUGAGAAGGAAGGCUUUUUGGCUGGAGAGAUCCAGUCAGAAACUGAUGCCCAAGCCACGGUGAAGACGGUGACCAAUCAGACCAUCACUGUGAAGAAGGAUGAUGUCCAGCAGAUGAACCCACCUAAGUUCUACCAGAUCAGUGAUAUGGCCAACAUGACGUUCCUGAAUGAAGCCAGUGUCUUGGAUAACCUCAGGCAGCGUUACAUCAUGAUGAGGAUCUAUACAUAUUCUGGCCUCUUCUGUGUCACCAUCAACCCUUACAAGUGGCUACCCAUCUAUGGGGCACGUGUGGCCCAGAUGUACAAGGGCAGGAAGCGAACAGAGAUGCCUCCUCACCUCUUCUCCAUCUCUGACAAUGCCUACCAUGACAUGCUUAUGGAACGUGAAAACCAGUCUAUGUUGAUCACCGGAGAAUCUGGAGCUGGCAAGACUGAAAACACGAAGAAAGUCAUCCAGUAUUUUGCUAACAUUGGAAGCACUGGCAAAGCCCCUGCUGAUGGCAAAGGAUCUCUGGAAGAUCAAAUCAUCCAGGCUAACCCUGUGCUAGAAGCUUUUGGAAAUGCCAAAACGACCCGGAACAAUAAUUCCUCUCGCUUUGGUAAAUUCAUACGAAUUCACUUUGGCAGCACAGGAAAACUGGCUGGUGCUGAUAUCGAGAGCUAUCUCCUGGAGAAGUCUAGGGUCAUCUCCCAACAACCUGCUGAAAGGGGCUAUCACAUCUUCUACCAGCUCUUAUCCAACAAGAAGCCUGAACUUGUUGAGAGCUUGCUGUGUGUAGCGGAUCCCAAGGAAUAUACUUGGACAAGCCAAGGGGUCAUUGUGGUGGACAACAUGGAUGAUGGAGAAGAACUGCUGCUUACAGAUGUGGCCUUUGAUGUCCUGGGCUUCACUGGAGAGGAGAAGAACGGUGUCUACAAGCUUACUGGGGGCAUUAUGCACUUUGGCAACAUGAAGUUCAAGCAGAAGCCAAGAGAGGAGCAAGCAGAAGUGGACACCACAGAGGUGGCUGACAAAGUUGCCCACCUUAUGGGUCUCAACUCUGGGGAGCUCCAGAAGGGUAUUACCAGGCCCCGGGUUAAAGUGGGUAACGAGUUUGUGCAGAAGGGGCAAAAUUUGGAUCAGUGCAACAACUCCGUUGGUGCCCUGGGCAAAGCAGUCUAUGACAAGAUGUUUAAGUGGCUGGUGGUCAGGAUCAACAAAACUCUGGACACCAAGAUGCAGAGACAGUUCUUCAUUGGCGUCCUGGAUAUUGCCGGCUUUGAAAUCUUUGAGUUCAACAGCUUUGAACAGCUGUGCAUCAACUUCACAAAUGAAAAGCUGCAACAGUUUUUCAACCACCACAUGUUUGUGCUGGAGCAAGAGGAAUACAAGCGAGAAGGGAUCGAUUGGGUCUUCAUUGACUUCGGCCUCGAUCUCCAGGCUUGCAUUGAGCUUCUGGAAAAGCCCAUGGGUAUCUUCUCUAUCCUUGAAGAGCAAUGUGUGUUUCCCAAGGCGACCGAUGCUACUUUCAAGGCUGCCCUUUAUGAUAAUCAUUUGGGCAAAUCCCCUAAUUUCCUGAAGCCAAAAGGUGGCAAGGGCAAAGGGGCAGAAGCUCACUUUGAGCUGGUUCAUUAUGCUGGCACGGUGGGCUACAAUAUCACCGGUUGGCUGGAGAAAAACAAGGACCCCCUGAAUGAAACGGUGGUGGGCUUGUUUCAGAAGUCUUCCAUGGCCUUGCUCUGCAUUCUUUUCAAAGAAGAAGAGGCCGCAGCUACGGGAUCCAAGAAGCAGAAAAGGGGAUCCUCUUUUAUGACCGUCUCCAACUUCUACAGGGAGCAGCUCAACAAGCUGAUGGCCACGUUGCACAGCACGUCCCCCCAUUUUGUGCGCUGCAUUGUGCCCAAUGAGUUCAAACAGUCCGGAGUGGUGGAUGCUCAUCUAAUCUUGCACCAACUGGCCUGCAAUGGUGUCCUGGAAGGUAUCCGUAUCUGCCGAAAAGGCUUCCCCAACAGAUUGCAGUACCCUGAGUUCAAGCAAAGGUAUCAUCUGUUGAAUCCCAAUGUCAUCCCUCAAGGGUUUGUGGACAAUAAGAAAGCCUCUGAACUUCUGCUGGGAUCUGUUGACCUUGGAGAAAAUGAGUACAAAAUUGGACAUACUAAGGUAUUCUUCCGUGCUGGAGUCUUAGCCAAGUUGGAAGACAUGAGGGAUGAACGUUUGGCCAAGAUCAUGACAAUGCUGCAGAGUCGCUCCCGUGGUUUCUUGAUGAGGAUUGAGUUUAAAAAGAUGCUGGAGAGAAGGGUGGGCCUGAUGCUGAUCCAGAGGAAUGUUCGUAAAUUCUUGCAGAUGCGUUUCUGGGGAUGGUGGAAGCUGUACAAUAAGGUGAAACCUCUGCUGAAUGUGGCCCGGCAAGAGGAGGAGAUGAAAGAAAAAGAGGAGGAGCUGAGGAGUGCCAUGUCAAAGACUCAAGAACUGAUGGAUCGCCUCAAGGAGUUAGAGGAGAAGUUGGCCACACUCAGCCAAGAGAAGAAUGAUUUGACCAUCCAGUUGCAGGCUGAACAAGAGAACCUGAUUGAUGCAGAAGAGCGCCUUACUCAAAUGAUGAAGGCCAAGAUGGACCUGGAAAGCCAGAUCUCAGACAUGAAAGAACAUCUGGAGGAGGAAGAAAGCUCAGCUGCCUCCUUGAGUGCCAGCAAGCGCAAGUUGGAAGCAGAACUUAAUGAUCUCAAGCGAGACCUCGAGGGGCUGGAAACCACAUUGGCUAAGACAGAAAAAGAGAAACAAGCUCUUGAUCACAGAGUGCGAACUCUGACUGGUGACCUUCAAGCACGGGAUGACUCAGUUGCCAAACUCCAGAAGGAGAAAAGGGCGCUGGAGGAGCUACACCAGAAAACACUUGACGACCUUCAAGCUGAGGAAGACAAAGUGAACCAUCUAACGAAGACCAACAGCAAACUCAGCACUCAGAUACAUGAGUUGGAAGACAACUGGGAACAAGAGAAGAAAAUCCGUGCUGAGGUUGAAAAGGCCCGUCGCAAGGCCGAGGGCGACUUGAAGAUGACCAUUGAAAAUCUGAAUGAAAUGGAGAGGACUAAGCUAGAUUUGGAAGAGGUGGUGAAGAAGCGGGACUUAGAGAUAAAUUCUAUCAGCUCCAAGGUGGAAGAUGAACAGGCUCUGAAUUCCACCCUUCAAAGAAAACUGAAGGAACACCAGGCUCGGAUUGAAGAGCUGGAGGAAGAGUUAGAGGCAGAACGUUCUAUAAGGGCAAAGAUUGAGAAGCAACGCAAUGACCUCUCCCGGGAACUGGAAGAGCUCACCGACAGACUUGAAGAAGCCGGAGGAGCAACCACUGCUCAGAUUGAGCAAAACCGCAAGCGGGAGGCUGAGCUGCUUAAGCUUCGGCGAGAACUGGAAGAAGCCGCCUUGCAGAGUGAGGCCACGGCAUCCACCCUGCGCAAGAAGCACACCGACGCCAUGGCCGAGAUGACGGAGCACCUUGAGAGCCUGCAGAGGGUCAAGUCCAAGUUGGAGAAAGACAAGCAGGUCAUGAAGGCUGAGAUUGAAGAUCUCAGCAGCAGCAUGGAAAAUAUCCAGAAAUCCAAGGUUAACGCCGAGUCUCACGUCCGCAGAUUGGAGGACAGCCUGACCGAAACCAACGCUCGGUUGGCUGAGAUGGAAAGGAAUCAAGCAGAAAUCAACGCUGUCAGGAACAGACUCCAAGCUGAGAACAAUGAGCUGAGCCGUGAGCAUGAAGAAGGCCAGUCACGGCUCAACCAGGUCCUUCGUGUCAAGACAUCCCUCACUUCCCAAGUGGAUGACUUCAAGCGACAGCUGGAUGAGGAGUCCAAGGCCCGAAGUACUGCAGUGGUGAGUCUGGCCAACACCAAACAUGACCUGGAUUUGAUCAAGGAGCAGCUGGAGGAAGAGCAGACAGGAAAAGCUGAGCUCCAACGCUUGGUCUCCAAGCUCAACACUGAAGUUACAACCUGGAGGACCAAAUAUGAAACUGACGCCAUUCAGAGAACAGAGGAGCUGGAAGAGACUAAGAGAAAACUGACUGCCCGUCUCCAGGAGGCAGAGGAAGUGGCCGAAACUGCACAAGCCCGGGUAGCCAGCAUGGAGAAGAACAAACAGAAGCUCCAGAUGGAAGUGGAAGAUCUAACUUUGGAUCUUGAAAAGGCCAAUGCGGCCUGUGCGGUCCUGGACAAGAAGCAGCGGGCCUUUGACAAGAUGUUGGCGGAAUGGCAGCAGAAGUGUGAGGAGCUGCAGUUAGAGCUGGACAAUUCCCAGAAGGAGUGCCGCAUGUACAUGACGGAGAACUUCAAGCUCAAGACAGCCUAUGAGGAAGCCCUCGAGCAGCUGGAGUCUGUGAAGAAGGAAAACAAGACUCUCCAGGAGGAAAUCAAAGAUCUAAUUGACCAGUUGGGCGAGGGAGGAAGGAGUGUCCAUGAACUGCAGAAGAUGAAAAAGAAGCUGGAAAUUGAGAAAGAUGAGCUCCAGGUGGCCCUGGAGGAAGCUGAGGCGUCCCUUGAGGUGGAAGAGAGCAAGCUGAUCCGCAUUCAGCUGGAACUGGCCCAAGUCAAAGCAGACAUUGACAGGAGAAUUCAUGAGAAGGAGGAAGAAUUUGAAGCCACAAGGAAGAACCACCAGCGUGCCAUCGAGUCUCUGCAGUCGAGCUUGGAACUGGAGGCCAAAGGGCGAGCCGAAGCCCUGCGGCUGAAGAAGAAGAUGGAGACAGACCUGAAUGAAAUGGAGAUCCAGCUGGACCAUGCCAAUAAGAACAACAGCGAGCUGGUCAAGGCCUUGAAGAAACUCCAGCAGCAGAUCAAGGACCUUCAGAUCCAGAUGGACGAAGACGCCCGCCAGCACGAAGAGCUGCGGGAGCAGUACAAUCUCCAGGAACGGCGGCUCAGUCUUCUCCAGACAGAGUUGGAAGAGGUGCGCACCAGCCUGGAGGGCAGCGAACGCUCGCGCAAACUGCUUGAGCAGGAACUGGUGGAUGUCUCCGAGAGGCACAACGAACUCAACGUUCAGAACCAGAGCCUGCUGGUGAUCAAGCGCAAGCUGGAAUCUGACCUCACGCGCAUAACGAAUGAACAUGAGGAACUCAUCAGCGAGUUCCGGACGGUGGAUGAGAGAGCGAAGAAAGCCAUGACCGACGCCUCCCGCAUGGCUGAAGAGCUGCGGCAGGAACAGGAUCACUCCAUGCACUUGGAGAAGAUCAAGAAGAACUAUGAGGUCACCAUCAAGGACCUGCAGGUCAAGAUGGAGGAAGCAGAGCAAAUGGCCUUGAAAGGCGGGAAACGCACCAUCAUGAAGCUGGAGACCCGGAUUAAGGAACUUGAAUCCGAACUAGAUUCCGAACAAAAACGCCACGUGGAGACGGUGAAAAUGCUGCAGAAGAACGAGCGGCGUCUGAAGGAGCUGGUCUUCCAGACGGAAGAGGACCACAAGACCAACCAGCGCAUGCAGGAACUGGUGGAAAAGCUGCAGAACAAACUGAAGACGUACAAGAGACAAAUCGAAGAGGCUGAGGAGCAAGCAAAUCAGAGCUUGGCGAGGUAUCGGAAGACGGCACAUGAACUGGACGAUGCAGAAGAGAGAGCAGGAAUGGCCGAAUCGGCUCUGAACAAACUCCGCACCAGGCACCGGCUCUCCACCGGCAAAGCAUUCACUUCCGUGGAGAUCAUCCAGGUCUCCAAAUCCGCCAGCUCCAAGUCUGCCGCAGAGGAAUGAGUCUCCCCGUUGUCCCUGCAACUGUCUGACAGGCCAAGCAUCUCAGACGGUUGCACCUUGGGAAGAUCGCUUGCUACUGUAGGGAUAACUGGAGCAGCCUGAACACCUUUGAAAAGGCCCUUGCAAGGAAGUAGAUGAAGGAAAGUGGAAGGGAAGAGCUUCUUGGCCUCGGGGGGAAGAAAGGGGGUCCUCUAACCCACUGUGAGCACCGGUCAGAUUUUCUUCUCCAAGAAGAUGGUGGACCGUAGACAAGUUCUCAGAGUCAAAGGCAUCUGAUUUGAAUGCAGUCUGCUUGCGUUUUCAUGCCAAGGACGGAAAACGUUAGGAGGGUCCGGCUUGGGCUGUUUCUUGUAAAUACUCCCCUACUUAGAAUAAUCAUGCUUAGUCCGAAUAAAGCUUC
Molecule: messenger RNA, 6244 nt
Organism: Candoia aspera
Lineage: Eukaryota; Metazoa; Chordata; Lepidosauria; Squamata; Candoiidae
Product: myosin-16
Exons: 43
Coding region: 1-5844 (1947 amino acids)
Cellular component (GO): myosin II complex; cytoplasm; myosin filament
Molecular function (GO): ATP binding; actin filament binding; microfilament motor activity
Source: RefSeq, a predicted model, not a curated record